GUAGUGUCGUCAGCCUGCGUUUCCUAUCGAUACGUUAACACAGAUCUGACAACUUAGUGACGGGCUACGCUUUGUGCACCUGAACUCAAACAGCGCGGUAGAUGGUUUGAAAGUCAGCGGCGUGUUUCUCCACUCCUCCUCUUGAAUUCAGACAUGGCUGACAAGAAACCUCCUCCAGAGUCUAACGCUCCUUUUGCACAGAGGAUAGAUCCGAAUAAAGAGGAUCUUUCUGGCGAACAGAUGUACUUUGUCAGACAAGCAGAGCUCAAGCAGUGGAAGAGGAAAACGCCACAGCUCCGUGUGCGAAAUAUUGUGACAGGACUCGCCAUCGGUGCGGUCGUGCUGGGAAUUUAUGGCUACACAUUUUUUUCAGUAUCCCAGGAACGGAUCAUGGAUGAGCUCGACGAGGAGGCCAAGCGUGCAAGGCUGCGGGGACCAAAGACUGGAGCCAACUGAGUCGGGCGUUGAUGGGACCCGUGUGUUCAUCCUGCACUUAACCAGAGCAGACAGAUGAUGUCGCUGGUUCUAUGCCUGGACUCACGGACUCAGAGGGGGAAUGAUGGGGUUGCUUUUGUUGAAUUUAACAUUUGACAUGUCUUGAUCUUUAUUAGACCUCCUUUCAGUGGAAGGGACUAAUCAGAUGACCCCAGCAUGUUCCACUUAGCUCCAACUGUUGCUUUAUCGCCGCCUAUAAGUUGAAGUUUCCAGCUUUGUGCACACAAUGCGAGGAAAAUUCAAACUGUGGAACUUUAAAAUCUGCAGCGGCCUUCAACAAAAGAGUUACCAGUGACACUAGAAGGAAAACACAUUCAUCAGUCUGGUUAAAUUUGUUGUUUAUGUUGUUGAAGUGUGAAUUUGAAUUAAAUGAACCUGACCGGA
This is a messenger RNA of Austrofundulus limnaeus, 879 nucleotides long. It is a transcript of the gene coa3a, whose product is annotated as cytochrome C oxidase assembly factor 3a. Gene Ontology annotation, cellular component: mitochondrial inner membrane. NCBI's taxonomy places the organism in Eukaryota, Metazoa, Chordata, Actinopteri, Cyprinodontiformes, Rivulidae. The record is from RefSeq and is a predicted model, not a curated record. Bases 154 to 456 code for a protein of 100 amino acids. Gene Ontology annotation, biological process: mitochondrial respiratory chain complex IV assembly. The transcript has 2 exons.